Molecule: messenger RNA, 991 nt
Organism: Wyeomyia smithii (pitcher-plant mosquito)
Lineage: Eukaryota; Metazoa; Arthropoda; Insecta; Diptera; Culicidae
Exons: 4
Coding region: 81-953 (290 amino acids)
Source: RefSeq, a predicted model, not a curated record
CACAGUUGGCUAGUGCGCGUCAUAGCGGAAACUGUUUUUGUCUUGUGGUAUUUUCGGUAUUUUAGUUUAUGAUAAUAUAAAUGGCAGCUGAAAAUCAAAUUGAUAAUGACAUCGUUUUUGUCAUACAAACAAAUCCAGAAGAAGGGCAGCAUACUAAUGAAAAAGACGACAUACCGGAACUAAGGAAACUUUUUGUGGAAGAUUGGGACCUGGAUUCAACUGUAUAUGACAUCCUGAUCGAUCACAGAAUAACCUUACCUUACUUAAAAAUCGUGGAUCAUAAGGCACUGGACGACAUAUUUUCAGUUCUAAAGUGGAACGGUCACAAGCAUGCGCUUCGUGCAAAACUAAAAAAAUGGAAUGAUUCUGUUCGGUUUCGAACACAGGAAUUGCCUGCCGGUAGCCAUAUGAACGAACUAGUUCCUUCAAGACCCCGAAGUGAAAAAGACUGCACUUUUCAUCCAGGAUCAUUCAAGCACAAAUUACUCCCAACAGCUGAUACAAACAGCUUAUUGCUCGAUAUUUUACCGAGAAAUGAAAAGGGAAAAAUUGUUUCCCAAUACUACGAGAAAAAUCAUAAGUUGGAGGAUGAACACAAGCGCUCUUUGGCUCACACUAUAGUUGAUUUUUACACUGCCAACAAUGAGUACUUUCAUCUUCCGGACAUGGAACGUUUCGCACAAUUGAUUGCAGCCCGAUUUUCAACGGAAAUAGCAGAGACCUACUACAAUCCUCGUGAUUCAGUAGCUGGAAAAUUGCACCCUUCUGGACUAUUGUAUGACCGAUUCCACAAGCGUAACAAAACUAUUUCCGCUAAACGUCGGACAAAAGUUUUUGAUCCUUGGAAGAAAUACAAAUCCAAAACAUCAGACCUAUCAUCGGAUUGUAAGAGCCAUGUUAGAUUUACUUGUUUUAAUAGUUAUUGGGUUGUUUCUCAAUUGUUUCGAAGUUAAUACGACCCAUAAACUACUGCGUUGUUGAAAACAUCAAC